AUGGCUUCUCUAUUCUUUGCAGAUGAUGUGGUUCUGUUGGCUCGAGGUGGAGCAGCUCAGGACAGAGAACAAGAGGCCAGAGGCACAGACAGAAGCACACAGGAAUUCCGCUGGCUGGCUUUAAGGACAGACAGAACCGCCCUGGAGGGUAGAGUCUUUGGCAAAACCAAGUUGCAGGAGGGUCACAGAAACAGGCAGCUCCAGACCCCCACCAACCUCCUCCUCCUCUCUCUGGCUGUCUCAGAUUUCUUCAUGGGCUUCGUCAUGUGCUUUCAAGUUGUGCUAAUAGAUGGCUGCUGGUUCCUCGGUGACCUCAUGUGUAUUCUGUAUUAUGUUAUAGACUAUAUUAUUAGCUCUGCCUCGAUAGGAACCAUGGUGCUCAUAUCUGUUGACCGCUAUGUGGCUAUUUGUGAUCCCCUACAUUAUCCCACUAAAGUCACACAGAAAACAGUUACGAUGUCUGUUUGUCUGUGUUGGAUAUGUUCUGCUUUCUGGAACAUUUUGGUGCUGAAGGAUAACCUGGAACAACCAGGCAGGUAUAAUUCGUGCUCUGGAGAGUGUAUUAUUGUCAUUAACUACAUUGCUGGACUUGCAGAUUUUAUUUUGUCCUUUAUUGGUCCUGUCACUGUCAUCAUAGUUCUGUAUAUGAGAGUCUUUGUGGUGGCUGUGACUCAGGCUCGUGCCAUGCGGUCUCAUAUUGCGGCUGUCACUCUACAGUAUUCAGGGAGAGUAACUGCUAACAAAUCUGAAAUGAAAGCAGCCAGGACUCUUGGUGUUGUUAUUGUUGUGUUUCUGAUAUGCUUCUGCCCAUAUUUUUGUAUCACACUUACAGGCCAAGACACCUUGCUCAAUGUCUCAUCUUCUGCCUUUGUAAUAUUUUUGUUCUAUUUCAAUUCCUGUCUUAACCCUAUGAUCUAUGCCUCUUUUUACCCCUGGUUUAGAAGAUCUAUUAAGCUAAUUUUUACACUGAAGAUACUGCAGCCUGGCUCCUGUGACACCAACAUACUGUAGAGAGAGACGCUGCGUGGUGGCUGAAAUUAGACAGAAAAAUGUAUUUGGUCACUUUGGUGCGAAAUUGAAUAACAGCUGUAAAAGUCUGGGUACAGUGACCUUUGUAAGAUGAUUUUUACAUGCAGAUAAUAUGUGUAUUUGCAUUGUGUAUGUACAAUAUACAAUAACUUCUUGACAUUUUAAAAACCUUUGACAAGCAGCUCUUUCUUCUAGAACGAUGGCCUCCACCCUAGAAGAACGGAUGUAUGCAUUUUAUACAUUUCUAACACUCCUACACACUGACUACCAUUAAUCACUUCCGGUCGCCCAACACAAGCAC
Molecule: messenger RNA, 1330 nt
Organism: Sebastes umbrosus (honeycomb rockfish)
Lineage: Eukaryota; Metazoa; Chordata; Actinopteri; Perciformes; Sebastidae
Product: trace amine-associated receptor 13c-like
Exons: 2
Coding region: 1-1011 (336 amino acids)
Biological process (GO): G protein-coupled receptor signaling pathway
Cellular component (GO): membrane
Molecular function (GO): trace-amine receptor activity
Source: RefSeq, a predicted model, not a curated record